Molecule: messenger RNA, 1697 nt
Organism: Ceraceosorus guamensis
Lineage: Eukaryota; Fungi; Basidiomycota; Exobasidiomycetes; Ceraceosorales; Ceraceosoraceae
Product: S-adenosyl-L-methionine-dependent methyltransferase
Exons: 2
Coding region: 341-1480 (379 amino acids)
Biological process (GO): protein methylation
Cellular component (GO): mitochondrion
Molecular function (GO): protein methyltransferase activity; nucleic acid binding
Source: RefSeq, a predicted model, not a curated record
CUGCCCACUUCGACGCGCUAGCUGGUGGUUUGCCAUUCAAGAUCUGACCUUCAUCUGGUUGCUUUGACAGAGAAAGUGUCGCUGCUCAAUCCGAUCGCCUCGCCAGCAUCAAUCAAGGUCAUCAAGUCGGCGUGAAUCGGGCGCGUGCGAAGUCAAAGAGGCAGAGGGCAAGUGCUGCGCCAAGUCGAGCAAGAGCUGCAUCGAGAACCCCAAGCCAAAGCGAUCACUAUGAACAUCGACGUCGUCCGGUGACGAUUCAGUGCUUAUGAUUGUUCGAGUUUUGAAGGGGUAGUCAGCGCUGUGCGAGACGGUUCGAAGGGCGCUCACGUCGAAGUCAACGAUGGGCUCGACUUUCGCAAAGCGCUGCACGUCCUCAAUCACGCAGCCUUUGAAAAUUUGGACAUCUUCUAGCAUCCAAUACCGAGCUUGCGGGGCGCGCAUACACUCAUCAUCCCGUUCGGCGGAGCGCUACCCAUCACGCCUUUCGAGGGCACUGGCCAAUCUCACGCAGCACCUUCAAACCAACGGCUCGACGGCCCAAGAAGCGCAUGAAGAGGCUGAACAACUGGUCAAGUGGGUCCGCUCGGAGCAUCAUCAAAGGAACCUCGCUCCUCGAGACAGCUACAGGACAACGCUGCGAGCGCUGCACAGGCUCAAGAAUGGCGAACCGAUCGCCUAUGUGCUUGGUAAUGCUCCUUUCGGAGCUAUAAAAGUGGAGUGCAAGGCGCCGGUUUUGAUUCCCAGACACGAGACGGAAGAGUGGACGCUGAGACUUGGCGACUUGCUCAAGAAACACGUCAAGGACCACCGUCGUGUUUUCGACAUGAGCCUCUUGGAUCUGUGUACCGGAACCGGCUGCAUCGCCUUGCUGCUCGCUGACGUCUUCUCUAAGCUGCGCAAAGACGACAAGAUACUGCUCGAAGCGCACAUUCGAGCGGUAGACGUCGCUCCUCAAGCAGUGGCUUUGGCUCAGCGAAAUGCAAAUCGAUGCAAGUCCGAUUGGCACGAAUGCGUAGACCUCCAGAUCAUAAAAGGCGACCUUUUCGUGGAUGGCGACGUGAACAAAGUCUGCCACUCUCUUCCAGCGCAGCACACUCAGGGCUUCGAUCUGCUCGUUUGCAAUCCGCCUUACAUUUCUGCAAGCGAUUGGAAAGAGCUAGACGCUAGCGUCAAGAAUUGGGAAGACCGAUUGGCGUUGGUAGGGGACUAUCCUAACGAGCGUCAUCCAGGACAAGCAAUGCCCGAGCCUCACAUCCGCUCAGGUCUAAUCUUCUACAAACGUCUUGCACAGCUCAUCUCUUCUGGUAAGCUUGUCCGACCGCCGCGCGACGGGCAAAGCCCCUUGCCCAGCUUUGUACUGGAAGUCGGGCACGAUCAGGCUUCUGCCGUUGUGAAUCUCUUUGCUGGUUGUACGCGCAGCCUUCAAGUGUGGAGAGACGCUUUCGGAAAGGAUCGAGCCGUUGUUGGGUGGCUUAGUUAGAAGCGGCUGAUACGAAUAAGGCAGGAUCACGAAGAAAAAACCCUUGCAGUACCUUGCACGAGUAAUUAGUACAUGGAUUCGCUGGUACUGUACAUGGACAUGAGCACUCUCGCCAUUGUAUUUGUACGCGACGCGCCCUUCUUUUACGUCGGAAGGCUCUGAGUGCCCAAAUCUGCCAUGAGCUGAGUGACUAUAGCGUGCACACGCGUUUCGAUCC